CUGGAAUUCAUGUGUGGUGUUGGUUCCAGGGUGGUUUUGGGGGUGGUUGGUAUUCCGGUAGAUUCCAGUAUGCUAUCUAGUCCGGACGACGACAAUAAGGAUAUCGUGUUGUGGCGUGGUAUGGUUUUAUUGAUGGAUUUGGGGGUUGGUUUUGUUGUGAUUUAGAUGGUUUGUGGUGAUGGUAUGGAUGUGCGUGUUUACUUACAUAUACAGUAUGGAAGGCCGGACAUACUUUUGUGAAAUACUUCUGGGUGGGACGAUCGGAAUGUUUAUUGGAAUGGGGAAUUUUGAUGAUAAUGAUCGGUGGAAUGCGGAAAUAUACUCCGCUUCAAUUUAUCACAUUGCUGCUUUGGAUAUUUG
Molecule: messenger RNA, 360 nt
Organism: Aspergillus welwitschiae
Lineage: Eukaryota; Fungi; Ascomycota; Eurotiomycetes; Eurotiales; Aspergillaceae
Exons: 1
Coding region: 10-165 (51 amino acids)
Source: RefSeq, a predicted model, not a curated record